GAGAGAGAGAGAGAGAGAGAGAGAGAGAGAGUAGGUCAGCGUCGAUCAGUAGCUGUAAGGAGCAAAAGGCACCAUUAAACACUCCAUCUAGCUAUGGCACAGUAGAUCAAGAGCUAGGAGAUAGAUAGCAUUUAUAUAUAUAGAUGGGGGGGAGGAUGGAUUCACGAGGGUUCCCUUCCCUCCCUAAAGCUAGCUAGCAUGCAUAUUUCGUGCCUCCUUUUGUCAAUCUUUAUGUAUAUACAUAUAUGUACGAGGAUGGAUUCAGAUGGUUUGUUUGGUUUGUUGGUUUGAGAGGUUGAAGCUGCCAGCAUGAUCUGGUGUGGAGAUAUUUGGAUCAUAAUUAAGUUUUUCAAGGGGUUUUCGAGAAAGCCAAGGGAUUAGAAAAAAAACAGAAAUUGAAUCUCCAAAUUCCUCUUCAGCUUCAUAUAUAGAUAGGGUUUCCAUCAGGUCAUCUUGCAGCUUCAAUCACUCACUUCCGACAAAGAAAUUAAACAGACUUUUCAUAUACAUAUGUAUUUAUAUGUAUAUAUAUACACAUAUAUAUGCCCAUCUUUGGGAAUAUAUAUUAUCGUCUCGAGAACAACAAAUGGAUUCCAGAAGCAUGGUAUCUUUUCUUCAUAAGGAUCACAUGUGCUAUAUACUUGGAACUUGGAAGAAGACAUUCAAGCUCAUGCUGCUGCAUCCAUGCAUGUCACUUGAUAAAACCAUGCAAAGAUUUCCAACAGGUAAUUUCCAUUUGAUAUCCAAGAGUAGUUGGCUGUUGGCUGGAAAGCCACAUGCUUACUAAAACACCGAUCGAGGAUGAAAGGAAGGAUGCAACCACUAGUAUUUAUGUCUAAGGCUAAAACUUUUUGUGAUAUUUAUAUGUUGGUUAAAAUAAUGAUUAUUUAUUAUUAAGCGCCGCAUGUGGCAUAUAUGUUAUUUUUUUAAGUGUAUUUAUUAUAUUAAAACACAUGGAUCGUAUUUUAAUAUAAUGAGGUAAUUCAGUCAGCUCUGCGUGUUAUGUUUCCUAAGUUUUUAAAGAAAAAAAUAUAUUUCGCUGCCAAUUAUUUAACUCUGAUGAUGUCGUAAUGACACAUGGAAAUCGAAAUUUUCAUUUACACAUUUUUGUAAAAAACGGGUCGUUACAAAGAAUCUCUGAGACAAUAAUUAAGAGAAAAAUUGUCAAAGCCUUGUCACGUUAUUUAUAGUAACAUUACCUCAAACAUUAUCCCUCAUACUUGAAUAUGCUCAGGUGCCUUAUCCUUUGUUCAUUUGGCACCACGGUCCAACAAUCAUGAUGCCGUUCGCACAUGCUACGAACAAUCUCAUCGAUUUUCGACUAGAACACGAUGCAUUCUUGCCUACAGGAGCCCAGUGGCUAUCACAGAUUUCUAUUGGGAUGGCACCAUGCACAACUACCAUGUCAUUCAACUUCUUACACUUAGUCUUACCCCUAACUCGUCUAACAAACGUGGUAGCUGUUAUCUCAAAAUAUGAUAAUGUAGUCAGUUCUAUCGGGCAAAGUACUUUGUAAAAUGUCCACAAGAAACACAAAGACGACAACAACAAAAAAGAUACAAUCUAAAACACAUAUAAUUCAUAAGCACUUAUAGGAUUCAGUAGGGGCGGCUACUUGUGAAUCCAAUCCCGCAUAUGAUCGAAUGUGAUCAGAAGACUCUGUUGACCAAGGGGGACCAUCAUCGGGAUAUCUGUAACAUCAACUACAGAAUCAGAAGACUGUAUGGCAGUUGAAAUGAGGCUUUUACCUCGGCCACGACCUUGUCCAUGUAUUCCGGCCCCCUAGCCAUGGUCAACAGCAGAAUAUACUUCCUCUAUAAAAUUAAUAGUAUAUAUCAACAAUUCAAUGAGAAGUAUGGCCCUGAUUUAACGGGGGAAGUCACUCAAUCUAAUAGAAUUAAGGUUUUUUCAACAAGGAUGCAAAAAGCCUCAUAAAAUUUUCAGAACGAUAAUGUUAGUAGUAGUAACAAGUUACAAAUCGAUUCCUUUAUUCAUGCAAAUUCUAGAAGGAUUGAUGAAAGAAAAUUCCACGUAUCAAGCUCUAUUGACGAUGUCAUCUUGCCAGAGAAGCUGAUCAAACCGCAAAAAAUUAAUUGUGUCUGAAAAGCUUGGUUAUCAGGUUUGAAAAAUAUAGACUUCUAAUUUACCGUGUGUGUGUGUGAACAAUGUGUAACAAAAUAUCAAAGUGCAGAAUUUAAAUAAGACAAAUAUUUUGUUAAUGAAGUGGAAACUUAAUUCAGAGAAAAACCAUUUCGGGACAAUCAAACCCAGGAAUUCCACUAUUCAGAAGACAAAGUUAGUGACAAAGCAGUAACACUCAUAUAACCUGAUGCAGCAAUCAAACCUUGCACUCUGACACGUAACCCAACGUGAACGCUUCCCAACCAGGUCUCCUAAUUGAAGGGGUCUUCAAUGGAUUCCUUUAACUUAGGGCUCCUCCCUAAGCUAGACUUCACAUGAACAAGAACCACACACUGGGUAGGACUUAGAGAGCUAGCAAAUCUUCACAAUUUCUACCUAAACACCCUCUCUAAGCUUUAGAGAAUUCAAUACCGAAUUCUGUAAAUAAUACAUGCCUAGAUGCCUCUAUUUAUAGGCUUAGAAGACCUAAAUAGCCACUGAUUUGGAUUUUUCUAGGCGGCAUCUGGACGGAGGUAAAGAGUGUCCGGACGGUGUUGCCCUUACUUCCAGACGGAUCCACGUUGAGAUGUCAGAAUCUUCUCGACACAGGAGGGUGUCUAGACGCUUCACUGGACCAUCCAGAUGGGAACAAGGGAUUUGACUUUUGCUGAGUUGGAAACUUUGUAGAAUCUUUCUGGAACUCUGAAAUUGCCUUCUUGAAGCUUGUGACAUUGAAACUUGUCAUAAUAAGGCCCUUUCCAUAUUAGAGAAAUAAACUCUGAAUAAAUGAAAACUUCUGACAUAAUACAAUAUCCCUGUUAAGAUAGCAUCAUUACAUGAUAGUGAUUUUGUCAACAGAAUGAAGCCAACAAAACUAACGAACUCCCAUUUUGGCUAUUCUGUGACAAAAAUCACUUGACUAGUUUAAAAACAAUCCCGGUCCAAAAAUAAAAAUACUCCCCCUUUUUGUCUCAAAAGGACAAAGGGUACAUAGAGUAUAGAAAAACCACAAUUCAAAAAAUACUCCCUGAUGUGGUCGUUUUGUGUACAAAAAGAUCAAUAAUAAAUUACCAUUCGCAAUAGUACGAAUCCUUGUAGGAUAGGGCUAUAGAGAGGGUGUCGAACCUCAAGGACCACGUAGGAGUUGUUAUCAAGUUUUUCGAGAUUAAAUAUAACUUAAUUUAAAAGAUGUUUGAUUUGGUCUUUGUUUUCUAAAAAUAAAUACAUAAAAGUAAAAAACAUAAAAAUAAAGAGAGUUGUGUUGAGAGAAAGAAUAGGGAAUUGAUUUCACCACUCACCGCAUAACAAUGGUCAAUCAUAUAUUAACAAGAAAAAUUCAUACUUUGCAUGAUAUAGGGCUCAUUUCACUCUAGUAGUCAAGAAAUUACCUCUAAAGAAUAAGUAUAAUCCAUCUUUAGUUGGCACGGACUGUCCACCUAACUACUAAGAUGUGGUUCGACCCGUAUUCCUUAGGUAUGGAUUAGCUACGUUUUUAAAAGGAUACACACAAUCAAUGGAAUAGUAUAACCCAUCUUUGGUUGGUAUGUGUUAGUAUUUUGGCCUUAUUCUGUGUUUGGACAAAAUCACUUAUGUGUAAAUGAUGCGGCAAACAGGGAUUCCACUUUUCAGAGUGAAGUAAGAAGAAUUACAAAGUUCCCUGUCAGCCGUCUGGACGAUGUGUCAUCCCGUCCGGACGCCCAUCUGUCUACUGUUCCAUCCGUCCGGACGAUGUGUCACUCCGUCCGGACAUCAGACAGACAAGCAUCACCUGUCCGGACGACGUGCUUCUUCUGUCCGGACAUCUACUUCGUAUCGAGAAGCUUCUGUGCAAACUUGCUCUGUCUGGACGUUUCAGCAGCACAUCCAGACGCCUAUCAGUUCUUGAACGGAUCACUGAUUCUUUCCAAGUUUCAAGAAAGGGAAGAUCAAUCAACCGUCCGGACGAUGUGGUAUCCCGUCCGGACGUGUAUCUCCGUAAGGCAAGAAUCACAGUUCAAAAUGAACCGUCCGGACAUCUGACAACUGUGGUCCGGACGCUGGUGCAUCGUAUAUGGUAACUGACGAUUCGACUUCAAUCGUCCAGACGUAUCCCUCUCAUGGUCCGGACGCACGCGUAUCAGAUAUGGAAAUUGCGUGUUGAUGUUUAGCCGUCCGGACACUCCUGCCCCAUGGUCUGGACGGGCGAAGCCUGUUAUGGAAAUUACUUGCAGAGGACGUGCGUCCUUCCGGACGAUCGAACCAUCCCGUCCGGACGAUGUUCUUAUAGAGGAAAGAUUUCUCUGUAAAAAUAUCAGAAAAUCCUGUCGCAUAGUUGUCCGUCCGGACGGCCAUGGUCCACCGUCCGGACGGCUCCCAGGCAAAAUUUGCCUGACGCCCAUUCUGACCCCCAUCCUAUAAAUAGGGGUCCUUGGGCACUUAGAGCUGCAAGAAUUCGGUGUGAAUUCCAUUAGAGCUCAAAGACGUGAUAUCUCCUCUAAAGCCAUUUUUCAAGUGUGCUGUGCUGCAAACCGAAGUCUAUCUUAGAGGUCGGCUCUAAGGUAAGGAGUUCCAUUGAAGACCCCUUCAGGUAGGUGAACCUGGUUGGGAAGCGUUCGUGUUGGGUUACACGUCAGAGAUCAAGGUACGACCACUGCAUCGGUACAUGUGAGUGUUACUGUCUUGUAUCUAGCUUUGUCUUCUGAAUAGUGGAAUUCCUGGGUUUGGCUGCCCCGGAGUGGUUUUUCUCUUAACUGAGUUUCCACUUCGUCAACAAAAAUAUCUGUGUCAUUUACUUUCCGCUGUGCUUUAAUUUUUGUUGACACUUAUGCACACACUUUACUUUUAGAAGUCAUUUCAAUUUUUCAAUUGGUAUCAGAGCUUGGUACACUCUGAGAAGAUUAAUUUCUUGAGUGUUUUUAAUAUUUGACUUCUAUCUUUAUUAUGUCUCAAACUCUUAAUUCUGUUCCUACCUUUGAUGGCUCGAACUAUGGCUAUUGGAAGGCACGUAUGCGUUUCUUUUUGAAAUUUAUUGACUGUUGGGGUAUUGUUGAGACUGGUUGGACUAAACCAAAGGAUACAACACCUGAACUGUCCCUCAAAAGAACGCUCGUCUUUCAAAUGACAAAGCCCUCCAUGCUCUAUGCCAAGCACUUUCUCCAUCUGAAUUUGCCAAAAUUUCAAAUUGCGAAUCAGCCAAAGCAGCAUGGCAAAUUUUGGAAACAACAUAUGAAGGCACAAAACUUGUAAAAUCUGCCAAACUUCAGAUGUUGAUUUCAAAAUUUGAAGAAAUUAAGAUGUUAGAGGAAGAGACAUUUGGAGAGUUUUACUCCAAAAUAAGUGACCUAAGGAACUCCAUGGUGAGUCUUGGGAAACCUAUCUCGGAUGUAAAACUCAUCCAAAAAAUUCUCAGAUCUUUGCCCGAGCGUUUCAAGAUUAAGGUAAUGACUAUUGAGGAAAGUAAGGAUCUAGAAGAAAUGAAGAUUGAAGAGCUGGUUGGAUCUCUUCAAACAUAUGAGCUGUCUCUGCCCCCGGUCAAGAAAUUAAAGACCAUUGCUCUUAAGGCUUCCAAGAAGAAGGUAGAAGCCUCCUCUGAAGAAGAAUCUGAGGAUGAAGAAAAGGCUGUGGCGAUGCUUGCCAAAAAUUUCAGAAGACUAAUGAAAGAUGAUCGGUUCAAGAAGAAGUUUUCUGAAAAAGCCAAGAAACCUCUUAGAGAAGCUGAACCAGAGGAUGAGAAAGAUCCCAGAGGACCCCGAUGUUUUGAAUGCUCAGGCUAUGGGCAUAUCCUGGCCGAUUGCGGGAAUCUCAAGAAGGGCAAGGGGAAGGCUUUCAAUGUGACUCUCAGUGAUGAGUCCGAAGAAGAUGCUCCAGAGUCUGACAAAUUUCUGGCUUUUGUGGCCCCUUAUAUUGAAGAAGAAGACUCUUAUUAUUCGGAGCAUAGUGAGAAUGAGGUAGAGCUCAAGGAAGCAUACAAAACUCUCUGCAAAGAGUUUGAGAAGCUGAGGGAAGGCCGAAAGCAGCAAGUUAAUGAUUUGAACAGUCUGCAUACUGAGAAGAGCUCACUGCUGCUCAAGAUACAGGAGCUCGAGGAAAAGCUACUUGAGACACAGCUCCAGCUAGAGAGAGUCACUGAUGAGAAGUUGACUCAUAUGCUGUCCAUCCAGAAGAGCCCACAUGACAAGACUGGUCUCGGGUAUGUAACUUCCUCUUCUGAUAUUCCUUCUUCCUCAAAGACUGUGUUUGUGCCUCCUACAGUCCCAGAGCUCCCUCCAGUUACUGAAGAUAAACAGAAGGAAAAGGUCAAUGAUGAAGUUCCAGGCACUCAGCAGCCUCAUUCCAUCAGAAGACCUCCUGUUCGCCAUCACUGCGGUCUCAGUGGGCACAUACGGCCUCAGUGCUCCCUCUUGAAAGCACAAAAGGCCAAAGCCAAGAAAGAAGUGCCUAGACAAGCUCAGUAUUGCACUGUACCUACAGCUCAACAUCAGACUCCUUGGCAUCAGGCUCUUUGGCAUCAGGCAUCCUAUCAAGCACCAUGGGGACAAACACCAAGACAUCAGUUCCAAGCCCCUUGGUCUCAUGCUCCUCAGCGUCAGCGGCUUCAACAGCGGUUUGUACCAGCCAAUCAUAGUGGCACUUACAAGAGCAAACCUAGGCAAUUGAGAAGGCCUCAAAAGAAAUACUCCGGUGAGCCUCCUGUUUGGAUGCAAAACAUGAUGGAGUGGAUGAUGCAGCCUUGUCAGGAACCACCUACUGGAAGUCAUCCAGGCAGACUUGGGCUGAGAAGGACAGUUACCCUAGGAGGGGGAACCGACGCACCUAGUAGGUUCGGGUGUUCAUGCCUAGGAUUCUGUUCCUAAUCCUAUGGCAUCAGGAUUGAUUGCUCAUUGUAUUUGUUAUAUUUUAUGCAAUCUAGGAACAAGUUAUGUUUGCCCCCUUGUGUUUUCUUGAGAAAACUUUGCAGGUAUUUUUGGGAAAGACAGAAAAAGCAGGUCGAGCGACUGUUUUUCUGUAAUGGCAUCAUUGAGCGGAUACAGGUUUGAUCGUACCUUAGCAUAUGAUUUUUUUUUUCAUAUUGCUUGUUUUUGUUUUUUUUU
This is a messenger RNA of Alnus glutinosa, 7190 nucleotides long. RefSeq lists its product as uncharacterized. NCBI's taxonomy places the organism in Eukaryota, Viridiplantae, Streptophyta, Magnoliopsida, Fagales, Betulaceae. Gene Ontology annotation, molecular function: nucleic acid binding; zinc ion binding. Bases 5364 to 6953 code for a protein of 529 amino acids. The transcript is spliced from 5 exons. The record is from RefSeq and is a predicted model, not a curated record.